AAAACUAAUAUUUGGGGAAGUCUGUUAAAUAUGUAAAACUGAGUUUAUUUUUUUACUAGCAUGGAAAAAUCUAAGUUUGGAUUCACUUUAGUCAAUUCUCAAUGAAGCUAGACUAGAGGACAGGUUUAUCAUCUCCAUCUCUUCUUUUGUUAGCUCCUUAAGUGUGGCACAUUUAUUUUUCCUUCUCUUGGAGUUCUUUGUUGAAACUUAUGGACAACUUGAUUCAUGUAGUGUUUUUCCUUCUUCUACUUCUUCCUUUUAAUAGCCAUGUUUUUCCUCUCUGUUAAAGUCAGUUAAGUAGUUAAGUUUCCUUGACUACUAGUACAAUUUUUUUUCUCACUACUUUUUUAAAAUUUCAUUUUCCUUUUGGUUAAAAGUUUUACAUCAUUUGAAUAUAAAUCAAGCUCGUAUGCAGCAUGCUAGUCUACUCUCUCUUUCUUUUUUUUCUCCCUUUGGUUGUUGCUAGCAUUUUUUGUGAUAUGCUUUCUUGUUUCACCAUAAAACAUUGGUGAUUUGACUUCAAGAAAUUAUUUCCUUAACAAGUGCUUACAUGCAGCGCAAGAGAAAAUGUCGUAAAGCUGGAUCUCAUUCAACUCUUUCUCUGUUGAGGAAAGAGCUGAGAGAAGGAAAUCUACAGUCACUAUUUGGGCCUUCUUCAUGUAUAGGGUCCUCAGCCAAUUCAGCACCUGAUCCACUGCUUUCUUCAUUUAUUUUGCCAAUGGCUGAUGAUUUUGUUAGUAUCCAUAAUAAAUUAUCUACUGAAACAAGCUCAACCAAGAAAAGCUCAGAUGCAAAGAAAUCAGAACGAAAGGUCCAGUCAUCUCCUCUUUCAGUCAAGGAUCAGGAAGAGAAGGCAAAGAGAUGCGAGUUUGUUCAAGGACUAAUGUUGUCCACAUUUCUGGUUGACAUCGUAUGAAGAGUAUCAAUGCCAGUUAUUGCAAAUUGUGGACCUCAAUCCUAAAGAGAUUGAGUAUGCAACCAAUAGUCUUGCAAUCUAUGAUUUGCUUCUAGUAAAAUGUAUCAAGCAAAAUGUUCAAAUAAGGUGUAGGAAUGAGUGUAAUUUAUGUUGCUUACAGAACUCUUCCCCACUUAGAUUUCAAUUUCAUCUUUUAAUAUCAUAAAAGAUAUAUAUAAUUUAUCCAUGCUUCUGCAUUUCUGUAUCAUAGUUAAUGUAUAUAUAGAGCUAGCAUUUGAACUGAAUUGAUU
This is a messenger RNA of Rubroshorea leprosula, 1206 nucleotides long. The record is from the annotation of a GenBank genome assembly. NCBI's taxonomy places the organism in Eukaryota, Viridiplantae, Streptophyta, Magnoliopsida, Malvales, Dipterocarpaceae.